CAUGAAUGGAAUUGUGAAAUUGCGACGACGAGAUUACGAUUAUAUUUACAUAAGUCAGCAAGUCACGAUUACGUCUGAAAAAUAAGACAAAUUGCGGCUACUAGAUUAACAUUAUUCGGUUUUAUUAACAUUACACCUUAAUAAGAUCACCUAAAGCAACUAGAUUAUUACCAUUGUACUAAAUAAGAAAUUGUGGUGACUUAGUUACUAUUAUACUGUAUAAUUACGAUAAUCUAAUUACGGGACAAAUCGACAUUGACCUGUCUAUAUAUAAUGAAUAUCUAAUACCCGAGUCCUAGGUAUUAUUCCACCCGAAAAAAAAAUAUAUGACGAUGGAAUUACCGGUGGUUUUAGUUUUAUGGUUUGUUUUCUCGUUAACCGUGAUAACAAAUGGUGACGAGACGAUAGACUUACCACCGUGUGAUUACUCUGCUAUAUACAACUUCGGCGAUUCCAAUUCCGACACCGGAGGUUUGGCUGCAGCUUUGUAUCCAGAAGGGCCGCCUUCGGGCGAGACGUACUUCAAAAUGCCAGCUGGCAGAGCCUCCGAUGGUCGACUGAUCAUCGACUUCAUCGGUAAAAGAUUUAAUUCAAUAAUAUUAUUGAGGUUUUUUGUUUUGUAUGAAAGAGGGGCAAGGGCAUUUUGGGUACACAACACGGGCCCCAUCGGGUGUUUGCCGGUGACGCAUGCGAAAGUGAAGGAUCCUUUGCCGGGGUAUCUCGACGAGAUUGGCUGCGUGAAGGACCAAAACGACGUAGCUUUGCUAUUCAAUCAACAACUUAAAGUAGAAAUUGUGAAGCUAAGGGCAGAGCUCACAAAUGCUACAUUAGUCUAUGUUGACAUGUAUGCAGCCAAGUAUGAAUUAAUCAGCCAAGCCAAAAAUCAAGGAGAAUUGUUGAAAUUUGCAGGAUUUGAGGACCGAUUUGAAAUAUGCUGCGGCUACCAUGGAAUCGACUAUGAUGUUUGGUGUGGAAAUAAAGGAAAUGUGAAUGGUACCGAAGUGUAUGCUGGUUCUUGUGCAAAUCCUUCUGCAGUUAUCAGCUGGGACGGUGUGCAUUACACCGAAGCUGCUAACCGUUGGAUUGCGAAUCGUAUUAUGAAUGGAUCUUUAUCUGAUCCAAUGGUCCCGAUCAGUCGAGCGUGCCAUAAGCAGAUGCCUGUUUCUUGAAUUAUGAUACAACAAGCAUUUCAUGUUUACUAUAAUCUAAUUAUAUACUCAAGGAUGAAUAUGUAAGCAAUACUUAUUAUACUUUGACAAUAAAAUUCAAGAAUAUCUGAUUUGUGUAUUUCGUCACAAAUUUGUAUUUAUGUAGUAGCGAAGCCAACAUAGGAUUAUAGAA
Molecule: messenger RNA, 1341 nt
Organism: Erythranthe guttata (spotted monkey flower)
Lineage: Eukaryota; Viridiplantae; Streptophyta; Magnoliopsida; Lamiales; Phrymaceae
Source: RefSeq, a predicted model, not a curated record